AUGUUUUCUACGCCACGAAAAAGUUCCAGUGUAAAAAGGAACUCUUUGCUUCCUGCUAUGCCGUCGCCAAUGACAAUGAUUACAAGAAGACGCUCAUUGAUGACUUCAAAUAGCAACUUAGAUAACAGUUUGCCUCAAGAAACCGCUGCAACUCUAUUAAAAGACAACAAGGACACACCAAAAACACCCUCAAAUUCAAAGAAAUGUAUUGAUAUUCAGAAAAAAACAGUACUUGAUCCUAUUUUCAAUAAAAUCCAACGAGAUUUAAACAGCCCUUCAGCAACAGCCCGAAUCAGAGCAAAUAAAGCUUUAAAAUGUCAAUCAUUCAGGAAAGCAAAUUAUGGCGCAUUUGACGUUCCUCACGAACAACAGGAUAUUCUCACAACAGAGGAACGAAAGUCUUAUAAACCUAAAACAAUAAGUGAAGUAUUUAAAAAUUGUAGAAUCUAUGUGGAAGUUCGAACGGGGGACGAUAACAGAUCUGCUGGCAUAAAAAAUCGUCUCAUUCGUGAUGGAAUUGCUGUCAAUGAAAAGCUCUAUAAGGAUACGACCCAUGUCAUUUUCAAAGACGGUCUUCUUUCUACUUACAAGAAUGCGAAGAAAAUGGGCAUACCAAUAACAACAAUUCUGUGGAUUGAUGCUUGUGUAAAUCAACAUCGAUUAGUAGAGACAGAAAAAUUUAAAAUUUCGAAUUUAGAUCGUUAUGAACAUCCGGAGCUCUACAAACGCAUUCGCCGUCAGAAAUCAAUGCAACCAGAGAACAAAGUCAAUUACGAUAUUCAUAAUAUUAAAGCUGCAACGCAAGAAGAUACUCGCAAUGAAACGAUUUUUGAAAUUAUGGAAGGGAUUGCUGAAGGAGAAGAACAAGAACAAGAAUCAGUCAUGGAAUUAACUCUCCAAAGUGAGAGAACUUUAGUUAAUACACCAAAAGCAAUGGAAUUAGAAGGAAUUGAUAGUGGUCUAGAGAAAUGGAAAGAAAACAUUCGACGUUUCACAACUUUCACUCCAAAUGCGAUGGAACAAACAAAUAUUGCAGCAAAUCGACGAAAAACUCUUUUUUUCACUCCACAAAUAUCACAAGAAAAGACUGAAGAUGAAGUUUUAACACCAGAAGGGUUCAGUGCAAAUUCUAGUAAAACUGUUGUGUUCAAUUCGACAAAUCGUAUCGCUAAGUUAAGUCGUCGUAGUGUUUAUGAUAUGUCCAUAAAUAUUCUUGAUAUUAAUUGUAAAUCAUUAAAUAAGAAGGAAGAUCUUCAAUCAAAUCUUCUCAGAAAUUUAGCUUCAAUUUCCAAAGCAACUGAUUCUCAAACGAAAAGGAUUGACACAACUCAACAAGCAACACCAGCCAUUAUCAAAAAACGACAACUUUUCUCUGCUGAAGUUGAUUAUGAACUUGAAGUGGAAAAAGAGAAUCAAAGUAAAAUAACUGAUGAUGUCUUGGAGAAUCCUAAAAAGAAAAAGAAACUUAUGAGCCGCGAAUGCAUCACACCAAACAUAACAUCGAAAAAACCAAAAGUAAAAGAAAAUCGUCGUCGAACUGUUGACCUUUACUUCAAACCAGAAAAAUCUAAGGAAAUUCCAUUGAAAACAACAAGAACGCCGUCAAAAGUUAGUCAAAGCUUCAAAUACGUUGUUUGCACAAAUAUGUCACAAUGCGAUAAACAAAUUAUUCAAGCUGCGAUUACAACACUCGGAGGAAAAAUAGAAUCUGAAGUCACACAUCGAACGACUCAUGUUGUCACUCCAAACAUUGAGAGAACGAUGAACGUUCUACGAGGAGUUAUCAGAGCUUGUGUGAUUGUUAAUGUUAAUUGGAUCCAUGAAUCUAUUGCACGUAACAAAUGGCUCGACACAACUAUAUAUCAACAUGAAAUUUGUGAUUCCAACAAAGUCUUUGAGCGCUCAUUUCUCGGAACAAAGAACUAUAAAAAUUUGACAUUCGCUAAUCGUGGACUAUUUUUCUUAAAUAUCGAUGGAAUUGACAACAAAAAAAAAGUUGAGUAUUUAAGGGAGGUCAUCUUAUUGUGCUCUGGUUCAAUAACAGAAAAGUUAUCAGAUGCUUCAAUAAUUGUAAGUGAACAGCCAGUUGCUUGUGAGAUAAAACAGAAUGUCGUGAUACCAACUCAUAUAUUCGAUUCUGCCAUGAAAGGAGCUUUUCAAGAUCCUUCUCUCUACACACCAAAAAAGCAACAACAGAAAUUAAAUUCUCUUUUGUAA
This is a messenger RNA of Clunio marinus, 2217 nucleotides long. The record is from the annotation of a GenBank genome assembly. NCBI's taxonomy places the organism in Eukaryota, Metazoa, Arthropoda, Insecta, Diptera, Chironomidae.